Serendipita indica DSM 11827 is the source of this 2034-nucleotide messenger RNA. The record is from the annotation of a GenBank genome assembly. Lineage: Eukaryota; Fungi; Basidiomycota; Agaricomycetes; Sebacinales; Serendipitaceae.
AUGGACGUCGAUCAGUUUGAAGACGCGCCAGGAGACUAUUCACUCAGAGAUCCAACAGGAACGCAUACAUACAUUGACGAGGAGAAUGAAAUAGACUCGGAUAGCUUGGAUGACGAUGAUGACGACUGGAGAGAGUGGGCUGCCACAGAGGACCACCGGGUCGACGACGAGGACUGGGAAAUUGCUGAAAAAGACUUUACAAAGCAGUAUAACCGUCUCAAGCAACACCACGCUUUGACUACAGGCGCAUCAACGUCGAAUCUCCCCGUUUUACCCGCGAUCAAUCGGCCAAAACAGCAAAAACAGCCCACCGAGAACAGAGAGGAGCGCAAAAAGAUUAUUGACAAGCGCAUGUCCGACCAGCUCAGUGCUCUAUCCAAAUAUGCAUCACGGAUCAGUCAGAUUGAACAACCGUACGCUCCUCGUGACAAGCAAGACGCAGAUCGAUUCCAGCUGGGUGUGAGCGUCAACCGAAAGGGACCAAGCGCGACUGCCAAUAUGAAGGACAAAUCCGAUCGCGCGACAAGCGAGCUCGUCCUCGAUCCACGAACCCGUCUCAUCUUAUUCAAGAUGAUUGGUCGCGGCCUCGUCAAGGAGAUUAAUGGAUGCGUUAGUACAGGCAAAGAGGCCAAUGUGUACCAUGCUCUUACGCCAGAGAAUACUCAUCUGGCGCUCAAGAUUUACAAGACGUCCAUCCUCGUCUUCAAAGAUCGAGACCGAUACGUGACGGGAGAGUUUAGGUUUAGACGAGGCUACAGCCGCCAUAAUCCACGCAAAAUGGUUCGCUUGUGGGCCGAAAAGGAGAUGCGAAAUUUGAAGCGUCUGCAAACUGCCGGUAUUCUAUGUCCAGAGCCCAUUGAAGUGCGCGAAAACGUCCUCGUUAUGCGCUUCUUGGGUGACGAAGAAGGCUGGGCUUCUCCACGUCUCAAAGAUGCGCCAUCCCUCUCACUGGACACAUACACCUCGCUAUACACCUCACUCCUUCUCACUGUGCGCAAGAUGUAUCAAGAAUGCAAGCUCGUGCACGCCGACUUGAGCGAGUACAAUAUUCUAUAUCAUGCCGAGCAACUCUGGAUCAUCGACGUCUCGCAAUCCGUCGAGCACGAUCAUCCUUCUGCAUUCGAGUUUUUGCGGCUCGAUCUCAAAAAUAUUGCCGCAUGGUUUGGGCAACGUGGUGUCCUCGUCUUGGGGUUGCGGAAAGCAUUCGAGUUUGUCACAGGGGACAUUGGUGCCCAGUCGUCCAACCUAGCAUCAGAGUCGACCGACAACACUGAAAAAGUUGAAGAACAGAGCUGGGAAGAGCUCACUCUCAAAAAGUGGAUCGAGGAAGAACAGUCCAUGGGCGUUGCCACAUCUGCGGUUGCACCCAACGGGGCAGACGAGGACGAGACGACGGCACUCGAAGAAGAAACACGACGGCUCAAUGCGAAUGAAGACCAAGUCUUUUUGCAUACAUUCAUCCCACGCUCCCUUUCCGAGAUGCGCGAUCCGGAAAAAGUGCUCGAGAGGCGUGUAGGCUCGGCGAAUGUGCAGGCCAAGUCGAUGGACCCAAAUCUUGGUUCCCCGAGCCCGAUGCCCGCGGUGGCAAUCGCGCAGCACGCUUCCGAUGGGGACGCGAGCAUAGUUGUGGCAAAGGGUAAUGGUGGAGAUGCGCGUGGCGCGAGUGAUAUUACAAAGGGCUUGGCACACGUCAAAGAUCAAGUCAUCGGUUGUGCGGAAGAGGAGACGUCUGCAAAAGUCGAAAAGGGUAGAGCCGUUCGAUUCCGGGGUGUACCGAAGCGACGGCCGGAGGAGGAAGAUGAGACACCGCCCACCACCGACGAGGACGAGGACGAGGAUGAUGAUGAUGAUGAUGAAGAAGAAGGUGGAGGGUUUGUCGAGAAGAAGCCACGUGGGCAUCGACAUGAGGACCGUGCGGCGAAAAAGGAACGUAAAAAGGCGACCAAGGAGGAACAGCGCGAAAAGCGCAAGUCCAAGAUGCCCAAGGCGGAGAAGAAGAAGCGGAUCAAGAAUAGUCGAGGUGGCGCGGGCUGA